UCUGGGUCACAUGACAGCUGUGAAGGAAGCAGAGUUUAGUGAAACACUGGAAUGACAGAUUGGACCGAAGUGAGGUGACAGCUGAGAGUAAGAAGUGAAAAACUUACCUGUGGAGUUUCUGACAUCAGGAUCUACAGAUAAUAUGUCUUCUUCUAUGGUUCUGGUUCUGCUCUCUAUCUCAGCCCUUCUGGUCCUGUCUGCAGGAAGCAGUAAAUGCAUCUCCAGGAACUUUGGCCACGACUCGGUGGUCUGUGAGUGUAACUCCACCUACUGCGACUCGGUCGGCUCGGUCCGGCCGCCUCCGGUGGGACGCUUCUCCUCCUACCUGAGCAGCAUGGACGGCAGCAGGAUGGAGGCCGGAGAGGGGCGGGUCCAGAAGAACGGCAGCGGGACAGGUCUCAGGCUGACUCUGGUCUCCUACCAGAAGUACCAGAAGAUCCGAGGGUUUGGAGGCUCCAUGACGGACGCUGCUGCCAUCAACAUCCUGUCGCUUUCUGCUGCUUCACAGGAGCAGCUGCUGAGGCAAUAUUUCUCCCCAGAAGGAAUCGGCUACAGCGUGGUUCGUGUCCCGAUGGCCAGCUGUGAUUUCUCCACCCGUCUGUACACCUACGCCGACUCACCUGGAGACUACAGCCUGGACAACUUCACUCUGGCAGCCGAGGACGUCCAGAUGAAGAUUCCUCUCCUGCAGAGAGCCCAGGCUUUAUCUCCUGGUCGUCUGUCGCUGCUGGCCAGUGCCUGGAGCGCCCCCGCCUGGAUGAAGACCAACGGUGCCCUGACAGGAAAAGGUUCUCUGAAGGGGCAGCCGGGGGGCAAAGAGCACAAAGCUUGGGCUCGGUACUACGUCAGGUUCCUGGAGGAAUAUUCCAAACACAACCUGAGCUUCUGGGCCGUGACGACAGGAAACGAGCCCUCUGCUGGACAGAUGACCAACUACAGUUUCCAGGCUCUGGGCUUCACCGCUGAGGAGCAGAGGGACUGGGUGUCUCUGGAUCUGGGCCCGGCUCUCCACGCCUCGUCCUUCCCCAGAACCCACGUCCUGAUCCUGGAUGACAACCGCCUGCUGCUGCCCCACUGGGCCAAAGUGGUCCUGAGUGACAUCCAUGCGGGUCGCUACAUCCACGGUGUUGCGGUCCACUGGUACCUGGACGGUGUGGUUCCGGCCGACAUCAGUCUGGGCGUCACCCACAGCCUUUAUCCAGAAUAUUACCUGUUCGCUACCGAGGCCUGCGCUGGCUGGAGGCCUCUGGACCGAGGGGUGAAGCUGGGGAGCUGGGACCGAGCUGAACAGUACGCUCACGACAUCAUCCAGGACCUGAACCAUCACGUGGUGGGCUGGACUGACUGGAACUUGGCCCUGGACCAGACCGGCGGACCAAACUGGGUGAAGAACUUCGUGGACAGUCCGGUUAUAGUGGAUUCAAAGAGAGACGUCUUCUACAAACAGCCCACCUUCUACAGCAUGGCCCACUUCAGUAAGUUCCUGUUGGAAGGAUCUCAGAGAGUCGGAGUGUCGGCCAGCACAGAAACAGACCUGGAGUUCACAGCGUUCAUCAGGACAGACGGAUCAGUGGUUCUCAUCAUUCUCAACAGGUCUCUGUCAGAGAUCCAGUUUGAGGUCUGGGAUCCUGCUGUGGGUUUCCUCCCCUCCACUGCUCCGCCUCAUUCUCUGCUCACGCUGGCUUGGAACACACACUAAUGAAUAAAACCAGUUCACUUACUGGGAAGACAAACAUUUCACAUGCAAACAGCCAGUCAUCACACUGGAACCUCCUCCAUACCAAAGCUGCCAUCACCACUCCACUGACAUUAACAUUUCUAUCAGCAAACCAGAACCUCAGCACAUUUUAUUUGACUUAAAAUGUCUUUUUAUGCAGCACUUGUGAUUAAAACUGGUUCCUGAAAGCACUGAAUGUCGCAUUAACCUGAGCUGCCUUGAUCUUAAGCUGAUAAGAUUCUUGAAGAAAUCAUUUCACUGAUGUACAGAAUCUGUAAAUGUCUUCUGUCUUUAAUUUUAUAGUAAAUAAAAUAAAAAAUGGUGAAAAUGA
Amphiprion ocellaris (clown anemonefish) is the source of this 2048-nucleotide messenger RNA. It is a transcript of the gene gba1, whose product is annotated as glucosidase, beta, acid. Gene Ontology annotation, biological process: glucosylceramide catabolic process. The record is from RefSeq and is a predicted model, not a curated record. The transcript has 12 exons. Bases 143 to 1699 code for a protein of 518 amino acids. Gene Ontology annotation, molecular function: glucosylceramidase activity. NCBI's taxonomy places the organism in Eukaryota, Metazoa, Chordata, Actinopteri, Pomacentridae.